UCACACCUACACCAACAGAGAUAGAGAGAGAGAGAGAAAAGAAUGGCUUGUGUAGCUGUAAAUUCUCUUAUCACAACAUUAGAGCUUGAGUUCUUGCAACCUCACCCUCGUCCAAUCCUACAACAAAUGGAACUCAUCCCUUUUAACAAAGACCUCAUCCAAUCUCUCCAUGCAAAGCUUGGUUUUCUCAUACAACUGUUCGACGAGAGCAGAACGGAUGGUGUUGAAGCAAUUAACCACUUGGAAACAAAGCUUAGAGAUGUAGCUUCCAGAGUUGAAGAUGAAAUUGAGCUCCAUGUGGUACAUCUCUAUGAAGAAUUGGAAGCUUUCACACUAGAUCUCUAUUUGGUAGAUCCCUUUACAGAAGGGGACACUGAUGAAGCAAAAAAAACCCAGCAUUCUCAUAGACUUAGUCAUGUUUUGCAACAAGCAAUAGAAGACAUUGAUGCCAUUAAAGAAGAUCUGGAGAAAGUCAUGAUGGAGUACAAGCAUGACAUAGCUGCGCAAGGAAGGAAGAUUACACUUGAUCUUAUUCCAAAAUCUGAUGAUGAACUUGUUAAGAUGGACGGUUCCGGUUCUUCCAAUCAUGCUUCAUACACUGAGGACAUAAUGGUCGGGAAAAACAAUGAGUUCGAGAUUAUAAGGAAGAUGCUAAUACAACAUCCAUCUAAACAACGAGAAGUUGUCUCAAUUCAAGGUAUGGGAGGAAUCGGCAAGACAACGUUAGCUAGACGAGUUUAUGAAAAUCCAUCAAUUGUCUCCCACUUUGAUAGACGACUAUGGGUUGUUGUAUCACAACAUCACAAUAAGAGGCAAAUGCUCUUAGGUCUUCUUGGUUCUAAAGACAAUGUAAACCAUAGCAGUGAUGGGGACCUAGCAUUACAGCUCUACCAAAGUUUGAAGGGUCAAAGGUAUUUGGUAGUGAUGGAUGAUGUAUGGAGCAGAGAGUCAUGGAAUGGUGUCAACUCUUGCUUUCCAGAUGAUAUAAAUGGGAGUCGAGUAUUGUUGACUACUCGCGUUGCAGAGGUGGCUACUUGUAUUGGCUCUAACAAGUACUUCUCCCAUCAAAUGCACUUAUUGGAUCAAAGUGAAAGUUGGAAAUUAUUUCAUAAAAAGACAUGCAAAUGUCAUGGUGUUGAAUUUGAGACAAUUGGGAGACCAAUUGUUGAGAAAUGUAAAGGAUUGCCUUUGGCAAUUCUUGUGGUAGCAGGAGUUUUUCCAGAAGAUUAUAAGAUCAAUGCUAACAACCUUGCAAGGUUAUGGGCUGGCGAAGGACUUGUAAAGGCAUUCAAGAAUGAAAGUUUUGAAGUGGUGGCUAAAAGGUACAUAAAUGAACUUAUGGAUAGAAACUUAAUUCUUGUUAGCAAAAGAAGUUCAUGUGGAAGAAAAAUUAAGGAGUUUAGUGUACAUGAUUUAUUGCAUGCCUUUUGUGUAAGAGAAGGUCAGAACCAGAGUCUUUUGAAUGUUUUCCAUGAAAGUCAUUCCAAUUUCCCUCAGAAAGGUGCCCGUUGGCUAAGAAUCCAAAGGGUGUCAUUUGAAGCUAUUGGCAUGUCUGCGUUACAUUCUCUGUCAAAACACUGCCGGUCCAUCUUCUAUUUUCCGGAGAGGAACAAACAUUAUUCAAUAAAUUUGGAAUUUUUCAACCUAUUGAGGGUACUAUAUGUUACUGAUUUAUUCCAUUUGCCAAGUCCGACUGUUCAUAUCCAUUUGAGAUACCUACGGAUAUCCUGGGCACUUGAUCCUUAUGAUUCAUUAUUCUUCAAAGCAUGGAAUCUUCAAACAUAUAGUGUGUAUGGAAAUAUAAAAUUGCACGAUUUGGAGUUUCCACAACUACAGUAUAUUCACUGUGAACAAAUUAUUGAUAGAUCUUUUCCCAAAUCUGUUCAUCAAAACUUGCAGGUCAUUUCUAGUUUGCACGCUAGUCAAUGCGGUCAAGAGUCCUUAACAAAAGUUCCAUACCUAAAGAAGGUAUCUAUUAUUAUACUCAGACCCAAUGAUCGCAUUAAGAACCUUGUCUGUUUACAGCAGCUCGAGAGUUUGUCUCUUUAUCUCAAGCAUUGGGAAGCUGGUGCUGAUAAUUUUCCAAAACUUGAGCGCCUAUUCCUUAAAGAAUGCUCUGAAUUGAGAGAGAUCCCAAAUAGCUUUGCAGAAAUUCCAACAUUGAACUUAAUCCAAUUAGAGGAGUGUCAUCCUUCUGCAGUGAUGUCGGCAAAGCAAAUUGAGGCUGAACAGCAUGACUAUGGAAACGAGAAUAUGGUUGUCAUUGAGAAAAACACAGAACAGCUUGAAGAUACUCCUAUGAAGGCGAGAUUGAUGAAGAUGAGGAGUAGAUGAUGCAAAGCUAUAACAAAGAAAGACUCUAAAGCUGC
Ipomoea nil (Japanese morning glory) is the source of this 2369-nucleotide messenger RNA. RefSeq names its product putative late blight resistance protein homolog R1A-4. Gene Ontology annotation, molecular function: ADP binding. Gene Ontology annotation, biological process: defense response to other organism. The transcript is spliced from 5 exons. Bases 43 to 2334 code for a protein of 763 amino acids. Lineage: Eukaryota; Viridiplantae; Streptophyta; Magnoliopsida; Solanales; Convolvulaceae. The record is from RefSeq and is a predicted model, not a curated record.